UAUACUGGAAACUUUAUGAUUUGCGCGUCUCUAUUUAUAGUGUUGUUUGCUGCAGCGUUGGGCACUGUUCUCUUCUCCGGCAUCGGAUAAGUAAGAGGAGUUUCAUAAAGCAAGGAGACUUGUACUGAGAUAGUCAAGGAAGGAUCAGGAAGAUAGAGACUGCAAUGGCGGAACAGGGAAACACAGACGGAAAAGUAAAGCUUCAAGGUUUCUUCUCAUCACAUGAGUCCUCUCAAAGUCAGUUUAAGAAGUUAAUUUCAGCCUGUAGGGACUUAGACCCAACAGUUACAGUUCUUGCUCUGCAAGGUCUAUACGACAUUGAAAACAAUGUGAAUUCGCUUCACUUUCAGCACGAUGAAAGUGAUUGCCUGUAUGUUAGACAGCUUCUUCGAGAAUGGCGAAAUAAUUGGCCGUUUGAUUAUGGAUCCUCAGCUGCAUACAUCCAACAGAGAUCUAUUCCUACUCUUAGAAGCCUGACCAUCUUCAGAGAAUUUGAUGUCCCGCUUUUCAUUGACGACUAUGGGAAGAAGGAACCCUUGGGUCUAAAAACUCAGUCCAUUGAAAUUGAUGAAAACACACCAAUAUAUCACGUCACUCACCUACCCGAAGCCAUCAACAUUUGUGAAAAAAAGCGUCUUGAACCAAGCGACAACAAGAACAUGAUCGCUGGAACUUGGUUUGGUAUAGACGAUGGACCAAGUUUCUAUGGCAGCAGAGCCUUCAAGACGACGCUGGGUAAGCUUGGCGUUCAAGUGCUUCGUCAAGGAGAAAUUGUAUCUUACCCCAAGAGAGAGGUGAAUGUGAUUUUAUACGCAGGAAAAACCGAAUUGGAUGGCACAUUCAAUGCAGAAGGUUUAAAGAAACCCAAAGUCAACCAUCCUAAUUAUGUCAAGAUAUCGAUUUUCGUACCAUCAAAAUUCUUACCCAAGACAGACCAUGAUUUCUCAAAAGUCUUUGUCGGGCCUAUGAAAGUUGAUCACGGUCAUCCCGCAACUUUUUGUGUAAAAGAAAAGCGGAGUUUUGGCAAGUUCAAAUGCCCAGCUGACAAUCUCUCGGAUUCAUUUGACAAUCUGAGCAUUUCUAAUCAGUCUUCAUAACGAUUUUAGAUUCAUGUGUAAAUGUAUUUCUAUAGGGUUU
Messenger RNA from Exaiptasia diaphana, 1137 nucleotides. RefSeq lists its product as uncharacterized. The record is from RefSeq and is a predicted model, not a curated record. NCBI's taxonomy places the organism in Eukaryota, Metazoa, Cnidaria, Anthozoa, Actiniaria, Aiptasiidae.